Messenger RNA from Morus notabilis, 2364 nucleotides. RefSeq names its product proline-rich receptor-like protein kinase PERK1. The record is from RefSeq and is a predicted model, not a curated record. Gene Ontology annotation, molecular function: ATP binding; protein kinase activity. The coding region runs from base 171 to 2249 and encodes 692 amino acids. The transcript is spliced from 8 exons. Lineage: Eukaryota; Viridiplantae; Streptophyta; Magnoliopsida; Rosales; Moraceae. Gene Ontology annotation, biological process: protein phosphorylation.
GGCAUCCUUUCCCUCGUUCUCUCUCUCUCUGGUACAAACAGUCGCAUUCUCUUUCUCUCUCGCUCUAAAAAGUUGGAGAGAGAAAGUUGUUCCGCCGAGAGGCCAGACUCGAAAGAGAAUUAUCGACGGUGUAAGCUCUUAGCUGGUCUUGCUUUGGCCGACAAUUUCUAAUGUCGACGCCAACUCCGGGAUCUUCCCCGGGGCCGUCGUCGCCGCCGGCGACGAACACCACCUCUCCUCCGCCGGCGACGAACACCACCUCUCCUCCGCCGGCGACUCCGAGCGCGCCGCCUCCAUCGACUACAGCCGCGCCUCCGCCAGCCACUCCCUCUCCACCGCCACCUCCAACCAAAACUCCCUCUUCGCCUCCGCCGUCGACGACUCCAUCCCCUCCGUCGUCCACUACUCCGCCUCCGACCUCCUCUGAUUCUCCGCCGCCGCCGUCAACAGACUCUCCGCCUCCGCCUUCCUCGACGACGCCGUCGAAUCCGUCGAGGUCUCCGCCGCCUCCACGCUCUAGUACGCCGUCGAAUCCCAGCCGGAGUCCUCCUCCACCGCCUAGCUCCUCAUCUCCCUCUUCGGGAGGGGGCUUGUCUACCGGAGUCGUUGUCGGGAUUGCGGUAGGUGCGGUGGCGAUCCUUGUUUUGUUCAGCAUUCUGUGCAUUUGUUGUUCGAAGAAGAAGAGGAGGAGACGCGAGGAAGCUUACUACGUGCCUCAGCCGCCGCCGCCUCCUGGACCUAAAGAUAACUUUUAUGGCAAUCCACCAAAUCGCUGGCAACAAAAUCCUCCCCCUUCGGAUCAUGUUGUCAUGCCAAAACCAUCUCCUCCACCAGCAGUUGCAUCACGUCCUCCGCAUUCUCCGGGAUACGCUCCCAAACCGCCACCGCCGCGUCCAGCUUUCACAAGCAGCAGCGGGGGCUUCGGUUCCAAUUAUUCAGGAUCUGAAAAUCCUCUUCCACCACCACCUCCGCCAGGCUAUAACUUGGGUUUCUCGAAGAGCACUUUUACCUACGAGGAAUUGGCAUUGGCAACAGAUGGCUUCUCAGAUGCCAAUCUCCUUGGACAAGGCGGGUUUGGGUAUGUGCACAUGGGAGUUCUUCCAAAUGGAAAGGAAAUAGCAGUGAAGCAGCUCAAAGCUGGAAGCGGGCAAGGGGAUCGUGAGUUUCAGGCAGAAGUUGAUAUAAUUAGCCGAGUGCAUCACAAGCACCUGGUUUCACUUGUUGGUUACUUCAACACUGGAUCACAGAGAAUGCUUGUUUAUGAGUUUGUUCCGAAUGAUACUUUGGAGUUCCAUUUACAUGGAAAAGGGAGACCUGUCAUGGACUGGCCUACAAGAUUAAAAAUUGCUUUGGGCUCUGCAAAAGGACUGGCAUAUCUACAUGAGGAUUGUCAUCCUAAAAUCAUUCAUCGUGAUAUUAAAGCAUCUAAUAUACUCUUGGAUUUCAAGUUUGAGGCCAAGGUUGCUGAUUUCGGACUUGCAAAGUUUUCUUCUGAUGUCAAUACUCAUGUCUCAACCCGUGUGAUGGGAACUUUUGGGUAUUUGGCUCCUGAAUAUGCUGCAAGUGGUAAACUCACAGACAAGUCAGAUGUUUUCUCCUUUGGAGUCAUGCUUCUGGAGCUGAUUACUGGACACCGCCCUGUUGACGCUACCCAAUCUUAUAUGGAGGAUAGUUUGGUAGAUUGGGCAAGGCCGUUGCUCAAUCGAGCUUUGGAAGACAGAAAAUAUGAUUCUCUGGUUGAUCCUAGGCUUCAAGAUAACUUUGAUGAAAAUGAGAUGGCCCGCAUGGUCGCUUGUGCUGCAGCUUGUGUGCGUCACUCUGCACGACGUCGACCACGAAUGAGCCAGAUAGUUCGCGCUUUGGAGGGAGAUGUGUCCCUUGCAGAUCUUAACGAAGGAAUCAGGCCUGGACAAAGCAAUGUCUACAGCUCCUAUGGAAGCUCGGACUAUGACACAAGCCAAUACAACGAGGACUUGAAGAAGUUCAGGAAGGUGGCAUUGGGAAGCCAGGAAUACGGUGCAAGCAGUGAAUACAGUGGACCGACCAGUGACUAUGGCCUGUACCCAUCUGGCUCGAGCAGCGAAGGCCAAACCACCCGAGAAAUGGAGAUGGGAAGGAUGAAGAAAAAUGGUCAAGGUUUCACAAAGGAAGCUGCAUCCGGCUCAAGCGGCGAAGGCCAAACCACUAGAGAAAUGGAGACGGGAAGGAUGAAGAAAAAUGGUCAAGGUUUCAGAAGGGAAGCUUUUUAACAUCGUAAAUUUCCCUUCUUCUCUGUAAAGAUUUCCCUUAUUCUUGCUCCAAAGGACCGUUCAUUGCAAAAAUAUCAUGUUUGAUUGAUAUACACGAGUUUAACACAAUUUUUUU